AGUGCAGAAUAUAGUUCUCAGCAUAGUACCGCACCAGUUCCAGAGACAAAGUCCAAUGCCUGCAGUGGGGUAGAGGUGAAUCAGACUGUUUCCUGCCUUUCGUUGUUUAUUUCCAGGAGGGCCGGCGGGGCUUGUUGAUCGUGUGAUGCAACUUUGCUCCACUGGGAGGGAGGGAGCGAGAGAGAGACAGAGGAGCGGGAUCCCGGCUCGGGAGGAGCGGGAAGAGGCAGUGGAUAUCACCCAGAGUGUGCGGGCAGCGAGUGAGUGAGCGGCCGGGCCAGCGCUGUGUCUGAGCAAACCCCUCGCCCCCCGCACCCAUCCCGCUCGGGGUGGGAGACCAGCGGACAGUCGCCAGCCGCCGCCACUAGCCCGCGAGCACGGCCCCCCCUGCAACAUGCCGGUGAGGAGCGGCUACAACUUGGUGGACGAUGUGGGCGACCCCAGGACACCGCUGCACAACGACGAAGCGUUCCAGCACGGACUGCACUUCCAGGCCAAGUACGUGGGGAGCCUGGACGUGCCGAGGCCCAACAGCCGGGUGGAGAUCGUGGCAGCCAUGCGGAGGAUACGGUACGAGUUUAAGGCCAAGAACAUCAAGAAGAAGAAGGUGAGCAUCGUGGUGUCUGUGGACGGGGUGAAGGUCAUGAUGAGGAAAAAGCAAAAGAGGAAGGAGUGGGCGUGGGAUGAGAGCAAGAUGCCCGUGAUGCACGACCCCAUCUACAGAAUAUUCUACGUGUCGCAUGACUCGCAGGAUUUGAAGAUAUUCAGUUACAUCGCCAGGGACGGAGUCAGCAAUACCUUCCGAUGUAACGUGUUUAAAUCGAAGAAGAAGAGCCAAGCGAUGCGUAUUGUCCGUACGGUGGGGCAGGCCUUUGAGGUGUGUCACAAGCUGAGUUUACAGCACGUGGAGCAGAAUGCCGAUAGUGGAGGGGACAACGUCACAGAAGAACAACUCCCUGCUGGUCGUCAGCUGCCUGGAGCAGAGAGGAGCGGGAAAGUGGACAGAGACGUGGAACUCUACAGCACCAGAGAGUGUGACGGGACUGAGCCAGAAAUGGAUAAAUCCACACAACCUCUCACAGAGAGGAAUUAUCAGGACUCCAGGGACGGGACUCCGUUUGGGCCUUCGCCGCCGCCACUGUCGCCCUCUGCUGGCAGCCCCUGCUCGUCGCUCACCCCGCUUGCCUCCCACCACCAGCUCCAGCUGCUCCAAGCCCAGCUCUGCCAGCAGCAGCAGCAGACACAGGUCGUCAUGGCGCAGCUGCAUCUGCUGAAGGACCAGCUGUCGGCCGAGACAGCGGCCAGGAUGGAGUCGCAGGCCCGCAUUCACCAGCUGAUGCUGCAGAACAGGGACCUCCUGCAACACCUCUCCCUGCUGGUGCGGCACCUGAACGACCUGGAGAGCAGGCUGAGCUCCCAGCAUGCGGCUGAUCAAAGCAUGAGCUCCAUUUCAGAACAGAUUUCGUUGUUGAACCUUCACCAUCACGACCUCAUCACGAACGCCCCUCCCACCUCCACGCCGGCAAAUGUCCUGAUGGGUUCUCCAGGGACCGGCCACUUGUGUCGCUAUGGCAGCAGCCCGCCUCUGCGGAGAGCCACCGUCGACCUAACCCUGGACGUUAGUGACUUCCAUGCGGUGAACGGGAAGUGGGAGGCCAGCGGAGCGGUGGAAGGGUCGCUGGUGAAUGGGGCGAUCCACGGAAGGAGAGAGAUGGUGGGCUCACUGACAUUCGAUGACCUGAGUCUGGAACCAAAGGCUGAAAGCAGGUUCGGCCGCACCAUCCCGCGGCUCGACCCCCCGCCGGCCGCCACCAGGAAGCGUUCCAGCAGAUGGCUGCCGACGGCCGCUGAGACCAGCGCGCGGUGCUCCCGGUCGGUGCUGGUCAACACCUUGCUCCAGGGCUCGGACAGCUCCACCUUCACCGACGUCUCCUCCUGCACCUUCGCCCCGUCGGACUUCGACUCGGACGCGCGGCCGGCGGCCGCCGUGAGGUCCGACCCCGGGGACCUGUGGGCCUCUGCCGCGCCCCUGCCCCUGGGCUCGGGCGAGAAGGACGGGGCCACAGGGCCUGCCGACGCCCCCUGGGCAUCUCCUCUCCUAGACUCUCCUCCCCUUACUCCGGCCACCCCCUGUAAUGGCCCUUGGGACCACACCAGCAGCACCCUCCCCUUCUCCCCGCCUCUCAACGACACAUGCCUGCACAUUAGCUUCUCAGAGGAUGAGGUUGCGGACAACGAGGCUGAAGACUCCAGAGCCCAGCAAACUGCCCCAGUGGAAACCCCAGUGGCCACCACAGAGAGCCCAACCUCCAGCUAAUACGUCUUGCUGCCAGUGAUGGAGGCACAAGGAACUGCACAUGCCGGUUUACAUUUAAAAAAAACACAAAGUGCUGGAGUAACUCUGCAUCUCGAGAGGACAUGGAUAGGUGGCGUUUCGGGAUAGGGACCCGGCUUCAGACUUUGCCGUGUAUCGGAGCCUGAUGGCUGUUGGGAAGAAGGUGUUGUUGAACCCGGUGACAUACUUUUCUCCUCCCCCCUCCUCCAUCAGUCUGAAGAAGGGUCUCAACCUGAAACGUCACCUAACCCAUGUUCCCCAGAGAUGCUGCCUGACCCGCAGAGUUACUCCAGCACUUUGUGUAUCUCUGUUGCAGCCAGUGAUUCCCUGUUACUCCAGUACUAUUAAGCAUUGGAAUAGUCUCGAAAUCC
Molecule: messenger RNA, 2706 nt
Organism: Leucoraja erinaceus (little skate)
Lineage: Eukaryota; Metazoa; Chordata; Chondrichthyes; Rajiformes; Rajidae
Product: carboxyl-terminal PDZ ligand of neuronal nitric oxide synthase protein
Exons: 12
Coding region: 395-2317 (640 amino acids)
Molecular function (GO): nitric-oxide synthase binding
Source: RefSeq, a predicted model, not a curated record